AUGCCACAGCUCUUUCCAGCCAACCCUUCCGCGACCAUGGUAAUCCGCCAUGUGACGCCAGAAAUUGUGACCAUGAGUCUGCCAUUCGCACGGUUCGGACACUUGCAGUUUGGCGGGCGAGGGACGCUGGUCAAGCUUGCCACUGGCUCCCUCGCAGUAUUCUCGCCCGUCGGCCUAACGCCCGAAGUCCGCGAGACAGUCGAGUCUCUCGGCGGGAACGUCAAAUACAUCGCGGCGCCAGAUCUUGAACACCACCUCAACCUCACCCCAUGGAAGAAGGCAGAUCUUAGCCCGGAGGGUCUUGUCGAGAAGCGGCAAUCGAACCCGGAGUAUCAGGAUACCCCGUUCAAACACGUAUUCAAGAAGGAAGAUCAACUGCCGCGGUCGAUCUCGAAGGAGUUCGAUACCGAGUUUGAGAGCGAAUAUGUAUAUGGCCACGGAUCGCGCGAGCUGGUGUUUCUGCAUAAGCCCACGCGCACGGUCAUCGAGGCGGAUCUACUCUUCAACCUGCCUGCUAAGGAGCAGUAUUCCAAGAGCCCUGAAGCAUCAGGGACUAAUUUCCUCACAAAGCUUCUUCUGCCGUUGAUGUCCACCAAGCCGCCGGCUACAUGGCAGAGACGGUUUGCGUGGUAUAUUCUCUCGGCACAGGAUCGGACAGCGUUCAAUGAGUCUAUGAGAAGGAUUGAUCAGUGGGACUUUGAUCGUUUGAUUCCCUGCCAUGGCGAUACUAUUGAGACUGGUUCCAAGGGGAUAUUCCGCGAUGUGAUGGCAUGGCACUUGGAUCGGAAGAAUACGUAG
Messenger RNA from Penicillium mononematosum, 798 nucleotides. RefSeq lists its product as uncharacterized. NCBI's taxonomy places the organism in Eukaryota, Fungi, Ascomycota, Eurotiomycetes, Eurotiales, Aspergillaceae. The record is from RefSeq and is a predicted model, not a curated record. The transcript is spliced from 3 exons. The coding region runs from base 1 to 798 and encodes 265 amino acids.